AUGGCUCUGCUCGACGGCGGCACGAGCUCGUCGUCGCUGGUCCAAGUGGGCCCGACACCGAAUGGACAACCGCCUCGGCGCGCGAUUGCGCUCAGGCUGUCCGAGGAGACGCUCGCGCAACUCAUGGCCCUCGCGAGCCGAGGAAGCCAACCCAACAAGGGGACCCUGCAGAUCGACCUGGGCUCCAAUCCGGUCAGUUUCAUUACAGCUGCUGCGACCGGUCUCUCCUGGGCGGACGGGAAAGGGCUUGCCGAUGCGAGAUGUGCUUGCUCCAUCCGUUCCGUUCACGUCGCCUUCUCUCGCGCCGUGA
Molecule: messenger RNA, 310 nt
Organism: Microbotryum saponariae
Lineage: Eukaryota; Fungi; Basidiomycota; Microbotryomycetes; Microbotryales; Microbotryaceae
Source: the annotation of a GenBank genome assembly